AUGCUGGUGCUGCUGGUGCUGCUGCUGCUUGUUCUGGGACCCGGCGUAGCCUCCGAGAUCACCUUGGAGCUGCCCGACAAUGCCAAGCAGUGUUUCUACGAGGACAUCAUGCAAGGCACCAAGUGCACCCUUGAGUUCCAGGUGAUUACUGGUGGUCACUAUGAUGUAGGUUGUCGAUUAGAAGAUCCUGAUGUUAAUGUGUUACACAAGGAGAUGAAGAAACAGUACGACAGUUUUACUUUCACAGCCUCCAAAAAUGGGACAUACAAAUUUUGCUUCAGCAAUGAA
Messenger RNA from Myotis daubentonii (Daubenton's bat), 288 nucleotides. RefSeq names its product transmembrane emp24 domain-containing protein 7-like. The transcript has a single exon. The annotation marks the transcript as partial. NCBI's taxonomy places the organism in Eukaryota, Metazoa, Chordata, Mammalia, Chiroptera, Vespertilionidae. The record is from RefSeq and is a predicted model, not a curated record.